AUGGCUGUUAGAUUUGGUAGCUUUGUAUUUUGCGAGCGCAAAAGCACUAAUACCCUUGCCAGAGAGUGUAAUAUACCUGGAAUUUGCACCGAGCAAGUUCUUGAAGGUUAUCAAAUUUACAUAGUAGAACAAUGGGUUUCAGAUAGAAAAAAACCAUAUAAUACCGUGACUAUAUUUACUGGAAAUGCUGAGCACAAGGUUAAAGUUUGUGUUAUCAACCUUGACAAAGAUAAAUUACAGCCAUAUCCUAAAAAGAUCCAACAACUAUUCGAUAGUUUAGAACAGGACAAUACCAGACCUAAAGACACUACAUUUGGUACAAUUAUGGUCACAAAUCUCAGCACAUUGCCCUCAUCACUUAAUACGGUGCUUGUACCUGAUGGAGAUUAUGAAUUGAAUAUAGGAAAUUUUUAUAUAAAUCUUAAUCUGAGAAAAAUGGGCUGUAGUCAUAGGAGGGCUCUCAGUUUAGCAGAGCCAUCAGAAGCACAACAAGAAAAAUUUAUUCAGAUUUAUAAAAUUUCAACCCACAUUGAUUUCACUUACGCAGUUUUGGAAUUGAUCAAAUUAGUACAAACGGCUUUAUACCUUUUUGGCCUUUUUCCACCUUACUAUAUCGAUGGACUUUUAUGUGAUACUACUUUAGAUGCCCUGCAAACUUUUCACAAUAAAUUCGCAUCCUCUGAGGUUGAGUUACGGAAAAAUUCGAUAGAUAAUAAUCUUCUUGAUCGAAGUUUGGUCGCGGUACUUUUGAGUAAGGUGAUGAGCAUACGUAAUAAAUUAGGUUCUUUAGGCUAUCAGGUCGGAAAAGACCCUUUUACAGAUCCAGAAGGUUUUCGAAGUGCCGUGGCUUCCUUUCAGAAAAAUGCAAAAAUAAAUGCAACUCGAUUUAUAGACCAGUAUACAAUUGAGAAAAUUAAAGUAUAUAAGAAAUCAAAAAUAGAAGAUCUUUCAAAUAAAGUUCUUAAAGCAAAAACUGAGGAUAUUACAUACGGUUCUGUGGAAAAGAAUUUGGAAGAAGUAUUCUGCGCAAUGUUUCCGACAAAACGAACAGGAGAGGUUUUUCGUGGUUUCAAGGAAGGUGUUAAUAAAAAUUUUUCAAGUCUGGCGCAUAGAAAAUUCAUACCCAGAGAAUUUGGAUUUCCAAGACAAUCUUUAAUAGUUUGUAACACAAUGGAAUCUUCGAGUCAUAAAUCUGUUCAAUAUGCCAUUGAAAUAAGUAAAUCACCUCACCUUUCUUCUAGAUAUCAAUUGCUUGAUUGCGAAGAAACAGAACUAUCUCAAGAUGAUCAACCGAUUCAACGAAGGCAUUCUUUUAGCACUUUUGAGACUAUCAGAGAUAUGCAACAGUAUCCUCCCUUCCUAAAGAGAUCACAUUCGCUGCAUUCUAUCGAUGAAUACAGAGUCGCUAUGAACAAAAAUUUAUUAUACGAAAAUAUUCAAACAAAUUUAUUAUACGAAAAUAUUCAAACAAAUUUAUUAUACGAAAUUUUGAAACGGAAAGUUUCUCUUUCAAAAUUAGUGCAGAAACUCGAGGACACGUCCAACGAGUAUGCAGAGCAAAUUGAACAGUUCUCCCAAGCAUAUCAAAAACGGUUUUCCGAAUAUAAGUCCACAGAAAAAAACGCAUUAGAGGUGUUUUCAAGACAACAGGCGAUCGGCAAAACGAUAGAACAGAUCGACUUCAAUAGUGCAAAGUUAAAUUAUGAAUUGGACGUGUUGAAGGAUAAACUUCAGGAAAUUGAAGAAUUUGUUGAUACGUUUUGUUUAAAGGUUCAAUUCCUAGAAUCGCAAAUGCCCCAACCGUCACGCUUUGCUCAAAUCUUGCCACGGUUUUAUAAUUAUUUACAAAUCCAAUGGAAUAAUAUUGUGGCAUCACGUUUCACUAAUUCUACUGAUAAUAGCUAA
Messenger RNA from Ambispora leptoticha, 1905 nucleotides. The record is from the annotation of a GenBank genome assembly. Lineage: Eukaryota; Fungi; Glomeromycota; Glomeromycetes; Archaeosporales; Ambisporaceae.